GAGGCGGGGGUUUUCGGAAAACGGUUAGGGAAAAACUGAAGUGUCGUAGCUAGUUUAAGAUACUAGUAAAUAAAUGGCAUAAAAACAAAAUGUACAAAAUACAGUGGUUUUUUUCGUCGUUUGUUAGAGGGGCAUGUCAGCAGCUUCUUGAGCCUUUGAAUUUAUCCGGAAGAACGAUAGGAGGAAAUGUCCUGCGGACACUUUAUUCAAGUUCUGUCCGAUUACAAGAAGUUGAAGCUCAGUCGCAAGAGUUCACAUCCAGCAUGACUUCUCCAAAAAGCUCCAAAGAGUUCAGUUUUUAUCCUCCCUUUCCAGGCCAGGACAGCGGUUUAAGAUGGGGCGGCAAAAAGUUUGAAGAAUUACCAGUAGUUCACAUAAAAGCCACUUAUAACAACACUCACAUCCAAGUGACGGACAGCGAGGGUCAGUCCAUGGCCAGAACCUCGUGUGGGACAGAGGGCUUCCGUAAUAUAAAAAAGUCCACUCCAAUUGCGGCCCAGACCACCGGCAUCUCAGCUGCUGCGAAGGCACAGGCGAAGGGGGUGACCUUUGUGCGUGUCAUAGUCAAAGGACUUGGUCCAGGGCGCUUGUCUGCUAUUAAAGGGUUAACCAUGGGAGGACUGGAGAUUGUGUCCAUCACUGACAACACGCCGGUUCCACACAAUGGCUGUCGGCCUCGUAAAGCUCGGAGGAUGUAAACCCCAGUAAUCCAGUCCGUCUGUGCCGAAAGCAUCAACAGCUGAGCCUGCAGUCUGAGCGGAGGAGCUGAACACAUUGCUCAUUUCCUUUGCACAGUAUGACGUAUCACACUUCAUGUAACUACUUGGGGUAUUUUGGUAGAUUUUUGUGGCUUCUUUGUUGUUUUUUUUGUUUGUUUUUGUUUUUUAAAGUAUUAAACCAAUGGAAUUAAAGAGUUAA
This is a messenger RNA of Neoarius graeffei (lesser salmon catfish), 918 nucleotides long. It is a transcript of the gene mrps11, whose product is annotated as mitochondrial ribosomal protein S11. The record is from RefSeq and is a predicted model, not a curated record. Gene Ontology annotation, molecular function: small ribosomal subunit rRNA binding; mRNA 5'-UTR binding; structural constituent of ribosome. The transcript has 6 exons. Gene Ontology annotation, biological process: translation; ribosomal small subunit assembly; maturation of SSU-rRNA from tricistronic rRNA transcript (SSU-rRNA, 5.8S rRNA, LSU-rRNA). The coding region runs from base 90 to 698 and encodes 202 amino acids. NCBI's taxonomy places the organism in Eukaryota, Metazoa, Chordata, Actinopteri, Siluriformes, Ariidae. Gene Ontology annotation, cellular component: mitochondrial small ribosomal subunit; ribosome.